Molecule: messenger RNA, 1290 nt
Organism: Baudoinia panamericana UAMH 10762
Lineage: Eukaryota; Fungi; Ascomycota; Dothideomycetes; Mycosphaerellales; Teratosphaeriaceae
Exons: 3
Coding region: 1-1290 (429 amino acids)
Biological process (GO): microautophagy; vacuolar transport; polyphosphate metabolic process
Cellular component (GO): fungal-type vacuole membrane; vacuolar transporter chaperone complex
Source: RefSeq, a predicted model, not a curated record
AUGAAGUAUGGAGAGAGCCUUCGCCAGCGGUCUAUACCUGCUUGGAGCCAUCACAACAUUGACUACGACGAUAUAAAGCGGUACAUCAAAGAGCAGACCACACCCAGCAAUGGCAAGACUAUUGCUGUUCAGGAACGUAACGACGAGAAGCUUGUGCGAGUAGAGCGAUCACUUUUCGGCACUCUGUCAGAGCAGCAUCACCGGAUUGACCUCUUUGUUAAGAGCAAAGCUGGCGAGAUCCAGCGUAGACUUGAUCACUCGAAGCGGCAGUUCAGGCAGCUGUCUGCUCGCAGCACACCGGCUGUUGACGGUCGGAUACCGGUCAGCCGGUUGGAGCGCUACGGGAGGCUUGAGAACGAUGUCCUGAAGGCCGGCGAUGAGAUCAAGUAUCUUGCGAGGUUUUCGAGCGCACAGCGUGAUGGCUUCCGAAAGCUUUUGAAGAAAUACAAGAAGUGGACCGGCUCAACGCAGCUUGAGGAUCGCUUUAGGGAGGAGGUGCUGAACGAUCCAAAGAGCUUUACGAAGCUCGAUCUUGACCGCACACCGUCGUCGGCAGCGUCGAUGAACAAUCUCACAGACAGUGCCACGGCUGUGGAAACGACCCGCAGUGAUUCUGUUACGCAGCCAUCUGACCCUGAAGUGCCCCCACUCAAGUCUUUCCGGAAGAAAAGACGUCGCGGAUAUCCGGAGACGGUUGCACCGCAGCAGGCAAGAUACUGGAGCGAAUACGAUAACCCGGAGGAAGAGGACGAGCGUAGCACAUAUGUCAUCUACAUUGACCCGAACGCCAAAUCUUCGUUUGAUAUGUUCUUUGACUGGCUGGGUGCUAUAUUUGGCCGCCGUCGCCAGGCUGAGAAGCAAGCUCUGCUCGCCGAACCAAGUUCGCCCAGAGACGAUGAGUCAUCCUCAGAGGAGGACAACGUGGUGACCGGGCCGCGAGACAGAUCGUACGGGACAAUCACACCGUCCCUCCAGGCUUUGGAGGCACAACGUCAUCUGCUUUCGUUGAAGAGUCUUCCGCCCAGCUUCACCGCCAUCACGUUCGUUGCCUCUCUGACCAUCCUCAUCAUCGCAUACGUGCUGGCCGCAACAGGGAAGCAGAAGCUGAAGUACCAGGUCGACUUUGGUGUCAUUCUUGCCGUGUCGAGCAGUCUCUUCUUCGCCAUUGCCGGAUUUACAUCUCUAUUGAGACGCUCGGAAGUUUCGUAUCCUGCUUGGAUCGUGGGUGUGCUUGUACUCGUUGUCGAUGCCAUUGGGUCGGGUGGCCUGCUAGCUUGGAUGUUCGGAUGA